UCAGAACCUAUCCUAUCGUAGUAACCGUAGAAACGAAGCAACCAGAGUGUUAUCGCGUUUCUAGCGAGUAGCUAAAAUGUAUGCAGCUCGGACGGAAUAGAGAACAGUAGUGAAGCAAUAACUCGAUUCAAUUUAAUCUUGGUGAAGACACAGAAUACUUCUGCCAAUUUUAAUCCAAUUUACGAUAUUCUGAGUGCCGAGCGUGAAUGAUAUUUGCUGUGUCCCGUUAUAUUCUCAGAUCCAGGGUCGGUUUUGAGUAAGAAUGUAAACAAAUUUGGAAUUUUGGCCAGUCAUAUGGUGGAAAUAAAGCUGGAAGUUCAAUGUGUGUUUUCUCAAAAUCUCGAGAGCAAAUAAACUGGAUUGCUUCUGUUCAGUGAUUGGAAAUCCCUCCGAAGUGAAACUUAGUCGGAAGAAUACAUUGUGUGCAACCAACUGUAUGUAAUAAAAGCCAGCAAGAAGGGGGCUAAGGUGUUGAAUUAUUCGCCCAUUGCAGUAGAAUCUUGUUGAAGCGUAUCGGUGGUUUCAAGAAGGAAAAAUGAGUGCCGAUUUGGAAGUACGUCGACGAAAAAUCGGCGACGAAGAGCUCCUACUUGAUCCCCAACAGAAACCGAAGGAUGGCAACAAACAGCCCGCACAGGAAUCUACUACGGCAGAAAGUUCGGAUCAUGUCGACUCGGAGGAGGAAAAACUGCCAGACGAAAAGUAUGUAGAAGAGAUGGCCAAAACGAUACCCCAGGGAACGGAUAAAACUCCACCGGUGCUGGGAGCCCUACUCAGUGGAUUACCAGAUAGAUGGAAGAACUGGGUAAUACGAGGCAUUUUUACUAUGCUAAUGAUCUCCGGGUUCGGCCUCAUCAUCUAUGGUGGACCGUUGGCGUUGAUGGUUACGGCUCUAGUGGUGCAAGUAAAAUGUUUCGAGGAAAUCAUCUCCAUCGGCUACUCCGUCUACCGGAUUCACGGUUUGCCCUGGUUCCGCAGUUUAUCCUGGUACUUCCUGCUCACAUCCAACUACUUCUUCUACGGUGAAAAUCUCGUCGAUUAUUUCGGUGUUGCCGUCAACAGAAUUGACUCACUUCGCUUUCUAGUCAAGUACCAUCGCUUCUUCUCAUUCUGUUUGUACUGCAUUGGAUUCGUAUGGUUUGUGCUGUCGCUGGUCAAGCGGUACUACAUGAAGCAGUUCAGUCUGUUUGCCUGGACACAUGUCGUGUUGCUGAUUGUCGUAACUCAAAGCUAUUUGGUCAUCCAAAAUAUAUUCGAGGGUUUGAUUUGGUUCAUUGUUCCCGUGUCGAUGAUAGUUUGCAACGAUGUGAUGGCCUACAUGUUUGGGUUCUUCUUCGGCCGGACACCGCUGAUUAAGCUGAGUCCGAAGAAAACCUGGGAGGGAUUCAUUGGAGGAGGGCUUGCUACGGUGCUUUUUGGACUGGUGUUCUCCUGUUUCCUCUGCCAGUUUCAGUAUUUCGUUUGUCCGAUUGAAUAUUCCGUUAGCAAGGGAGGAAUGCAGAUCGAAUGUGAACCGAGCUACUUGUUUAGACCGCAGGAGUAUAGUGUUCCCAUGGUAAGUCGCACAACAAAUUACUGUUACAGAAUGAUUAAAUGUGUUCUUCUUGUCUGUUUGCAGUUUGGAUCAACGUAUUCGUUUACCAUGUAUCCCUUCAUGCUUCAUUCUCUAUCGUUGAGCAUCUUCAGCUCGGUGAUCGGACCAUUCGGAGGAUUCUUUGCAUCCGGAUUCAAACGCGCAUUCAAAAUUAAAGAUUUUGGAGAUGUGAUUCCCGGACAUGGUGGCAUAAUGGACCGAUUCGAUUGCCAAUUUUUAAUGGCCACUUUUGUGCAUGCAUAUAUUUCCAGCUUUAUUCGUACAGCUUCGCCGCAAAAGCUGCUGAACAUGAUUUACAGUCUGAAACCCGAGCAGCAACUGCAGCUAUACAACCAGUUGCAAGGCAGUCUUCAGGAGCGAAAUAUCAUCAAUUAGAAGAACUAGGCUAGUUUCACGUUGGCUUUUUAAUGGUGUUUCAAAGCAUACCAACAAUCACAACUGAAUCUAGCACGUACUGAUUUUGCGGAUAACGAUUUCUUAGGGUUCAUUUUUCUAUUGUGGUUCUAAAUUUAUUAUUUACGGCGGAGUAUUAGGUUAAUGCAGGUGGAUAGCAUGUUCCCUGGCGGGGAAAAAGAUGGUUAGGGUUUAUUAUUUUUAACAAAUUUUACAAUUUGUAUACAUCCUUAAACGAGAUAAUUUAUUGUUUAAUAUUUGUAAAAUAUUUAAAUAUAAACAUUGACGUAAAAUUUAAAAUAAGAAGCAUAAAAUCUUAUAUUCAUCUGUUAAGAUUGGAUUUUAUGCCAAUCUAUGUCUUCUACAUUUGUAAAUUACACUAUGAAGGUAAAAUAUGCCAGGAGUUGACCUAUCGUUUUAAGCAUAACCGUCUGAUGUUCUUUAGAGUUUUCUAUCGCACAUGUGAUGGUUAUGUUCGAUGCGGCAACAUAUUAUAAGUUCAGAAUGAAUAUCAUGAUUACAGUUGUUUAUAUUUAAAAACCGUGCAUGUACACAACGGUUAGCGAAUAUGAUGAAGCUUCAACAUUCCGAAGUUGCUGAGUAAACGCUUCUGUAGUAUCCUAUGAGGAAAACGUCAUUUGAUGAAGCGGCCCAAUUGCUCCAUUAUGUUCCGAUUUCACAAACGAUUGGGAGGAUAUUUCGUACAGCAAAUGCUAUGCUUUACUGUGUAAUCUGUGCAAUUAGAUGAAUUUUUUAGGCUUAUUGUAUUUUUUUCUACUUAGAUUUUAAAAGCUUUCACUACUAUUACGGUGAAUUGCGUUAAUUUUCAAGUGUUAAUUUUCAAUUUCGACUAUAGGAAAAUCAUCAACUAGUGGUGGUUUGACCAGGUGUAUAAGCUUUAUUUUUACAUUCUAGAAGGUUUUAGGUUAGUGUUAGUUUAUUAUAGAUCUUUAGGAUCUGUAGAAGAUGUUUUGUGUUUGUUUGUAGUGCUUAACGAUUAGGUUCUCGCAUUGAGAGCAAUUACAAAAUACAUGAAAUAUAUUUAUUAUACAAAAGCAUCGAAAGGAAUAUAUUGCGAUUAUACCACAUCUCGUUGUCCACAUUAAUAAAGGCUAUUUAAAAUUGGAUAAUGAUGCUGCAUCACUAGUGUAUGCGAAAGAUCAUAUAACAUUAAAUAAAUAAACUGUUUAAAAAGUCUACUUGAACUUAAGAUCAGAUAUGAGGAUACAAAAAAUCAGUGUUAUUUAUAUCGUUCUAAUCCAUCAUGGAAAACCUGAUAAUCGAAACAAUUACAAACCCAUGCCGACGAAAUCUGAAAUAUUUAGCAAACCAUUUAGACAAGAUUUUUAUCUAGAGAAGGGUCCCAGAAUGUAGCAAUCCCAUUGAUGUCGACGUGUUGCAAUAAAAGGAUCACAGUU
Sabethes cyaneus is the source of this 3405-nucleotide messenger RNA. It is a transcript of the gene Cds, whose product is annotated as phosphatidate cytidylyltransferase, photoreceptor-specific. NCBI's taxonomy places the organism in Eukaryota, Metazoa, Arthropoda, Insecta, Diptera, Culicidae. The coding region runs from base 536 to 1969 and encodes 477 amino acids. The record is from RefSeq and is a predicted model, not a curated record. The transcript has 7 exons. Gene Ontology annotation, molecular function: phosphatidate cytidylyltransferase activity. Gene Ontology annotation, cellular component: endoplasmic reticulum membrane.